Molecule: messenger RNA, 1025 nt
Organism: Patiria miniata (bat star)
Lineage: Eukaryota; Metazoa; Echinodermata; Asteroidea; Valvatida; Asterinidae
Product: corticotropin-releasing factor-binding protein-like
Exons: 7
Coding region: 26-946 (306 amino acids)
Biological process (GO): negative regulation of corticotropin-releasing hormone receptor activity; negative regulation of corticotropin secretion; hormone-mediated signaling pathway
Molecular function (GO): corticotropin-releasing hormone binding
Source: RefSeq, a predicted model, not a curated record
GUAUUUUGGAUUCGACCAGUCGGCAAUGAGAGUUUUUCGUCGAGGAGAAGCUCCUGUUAAGACUACCAGUUCAUCAAGUGCCACAGAAAUGGAGUGCCCUUAUGACGUCAUCAGCCAACCAGGCGAGUAUUUCGUCCAAUCAUCUGAGGCGAUGGUGUGCACGUGGCUAUUCCUGACUGGGCCAAGCGCUGUGGUCGAAUUAGAAAUCACGGAGCUGGACUACCCAUGCGCAGAAGAUUCAUUCGUUGAGUUUUUCGAUGGAGUCGCCCUGCAGCUUGGUGUGUUCCCGACCGAAGCUGGCCACGACUUGCCGGUUCAAGAGAGGGUCAAUAUGGUGUGCAACACCGGCAGCCGUGUGCUCUUGUCCUCUCAGAACGUUGCCAUGCUAACGUACCAGUCACCAGCCAAUGGCGGGGCAUUCCGGUUGAUAUUCAAACACAAGACCAUCCAAGCCCCUUGCAACAUCUUCAGCCCGGAUUCCUCGGGGGCUUUCACACUAAGCAACUUCAAUAAGCAGAAGAACUGCUCCUUCGCAACCAUCUACCCUGGCUACAUCAACGUGCUGCACAUGGCCGUAGGGAGAGAGACCAACGAGGCCAGACUUAAGUGCAAGGGUAUGACCGACAUGGUUCAGUUCGCUGAGGGGAACUCCCUUGAGUUGAGCAAGAUGAACAUCGAGCAGAGGAUGUGCGGCCGCACCGGGGGAAAAUCGCCAACUGGCCCCGAGGGUGCUGUCCCCUCGCCCGCUGAUGCGCUCCACGGACGGGACGGUACAGCCGCGUCACUGGUCUACAAAAAGAGGGCCCAGUGCACAUCAGGCAUCACCAUCCCACUCAUGUGCCAGAUGUCGGUGGUCAGGCUGGUGUCCAGCGGCCAGCACGAUAACUCAAUCACCUUCACGUUUACGCGGGAGACCGGCGAGAAGAAUGAGUGCGUUUCCUUCUAAAGCAUCUGGAGCAGGGAAAAGCUCGUUGGUGAUCACAUGAUUGGAGAACAUUGUACGUCACUUCACCGAGGGAUAAUUU